AGUAGGUCACGUGACCAGCAUGGUCACCCUCGUCAGUCGUUUCAAAGUUUUCUUUUUAGUUAGCAAAAAAACUAGCAAAGUGACGUGGGCUAAACAUUGUAUGAUACUUCUUCUCAACUGGACGGCAUUGUGCAGUCGUUCUGUUUUCAGGAUUACCAUCGUAUUCCCCGGGGUUUCCUCUGGGGCUAAAGCAGUGAAUUAUAGAACGCGGAAGAAAGGGUUAGAAGAUCGACAAAACACAUUCUAAAGGCUUCAGUAUGCGACGGCAGCGUCCUCGGGGGUCGCAGUUGGGUCUUCUGCUGCUGGCCUCCCAGUUGUUCCAGGUGGGGCUUGACAACGUCCCCCCCGUUACUCUGGGUGUGCUUGGCCUCAACGUUUACCUCUAUUUGUUCCCCGCUGCUCCACUAAUGCAGGCAUGUGUGAGUGUACAGAAUGCCUAUUGGCACGGCGACUGGCGGCGCCUCUUCCUGUCCCCGUUCCACCACGUAGAUGAUUGGCACCUCUACUUCAACCUCACGUCCUUCCUGUGGAAGGGCAUCAACCUGGAGCGACGUAUGGGCGGAGCCUGGUUCCUCUACGUGCUGUCCGUCUUCUCUCUGCUCACGGGACUGGUCUACCUGGGGCUGGAGGCGGGGCUUACACUUCUCACAGAUGACCAUUCUUACAGUGUACAGUGUGCUGUGGGCUUCUCAGGCGUUCUGUUUGCCCUGAAGAUCCUCAGUAACCACUACCACCCAGGGGGCGUGACCCAUGUGCUGGGCCUCCGUGUGGACAACCGCUACGCCAGCUGGGUGGAGCUAGUGCUGAUUCACCUCACCAAUCCUGGGACAUCGCUGAUUGGUCAUCUGGCUGGUAUCCUAGUGGGUCUACUCUACACUGCCGGUCCUCUCAAGUCCAUCAUGAAGACAAGUGCAGCGUGGGUGACUGGGCCAAGCAGAUUCUCCCAACCAAACAACUCCUAUUCAGGCUACAGUGGCACUAGGUCAGGUGGUCCGGCGGGGGGAGAGUAUGCAGGGCGCAGGUGGGACCAGGCCGGUGGGAUGACGGAGCAGGAGCAGCUCGACCAAGCACUGAGGAACAGCCUGAACGACGCAGGACCCAGGCCGGGCGACGCAGCUCCUCCUCCAUAUGGCUUCAAUCUCUCCGAUGAGGAGGUCAGGAGGAGGAGGCUGAUGAGGUUUGACCGCUGACUGGCUUCCCGAGACCCCAUACAGUGUCCGCAGAGUCUCUACCUGUAAAGCAUAUUACAUUAAGCUUGAACCGUAACAGGUUGCCUGUGUGAGCCCGGCCUUCAUCCGGGUCGCGCUAAGCUAUUCUGAGAGGGUGGCUCUAACAGAUGCAGUGACUAACGGCGACCGCGCUCUGAGUGGAGUGGAGGCUGCUAACUGAGGGAAGUGAUUUGAAAUGAGUCGUUUGAAGAACAAGGAAGAAUUUCCCUCUAGACACACCAGAAUAAGUUUACAAUCCGUGAUUGAAACAACUGAGGCCCCCACAAACCUUGCUUUUAUAAUUCUGUGGGAAUUUCUGUCACAGAACUUGUUUGAUUUUAACCCCUUUUGUUGCCCAGGUUUUAUUUACAUUCUUAGGAACCCUGGUCAAUGUUAGAGGGGAUUUCUCUGCUGUGUUUCGAAACCAAGAGUUCAGUGAUCCUCAUAAGCAGUCAUGAUGGACAGAUUAUACUGUUUAAUGAUAGUGACACAAAUAUAAAGCAGGUACACUUGCUUUCAAUACUUAGCUGAUGGACUUUUGGAUUCUAUCAAGUUCUGCGGAUGCCAAAUACAGAUUUUUGUGUACUGGUGUACUGUCAUGUAUUUUUAUAUCAGCAAAAUGACACAAAUAUAUUGCCUAUAUGUUGUAGUUUCAUUAUUUUUCUUAUUAGAAGCUUAAGUUGGUGGUGUUUUAUGAUACUUAGUGAUAUAUUUUAUGUAUCAAUUAAAUUAUAUCUAAAGUUCCAGGUACUCGGUUACAGCGGUUCCUUUUAGGGCAGAUUCAAUUAUCCAUGGGUGAAAGGUGAAGCCUACCACACCUGGCGAGCAGGUCGCUAAUUGAUAAAUUUGCGAUCAAUUACUUUUUCUUCAAGGCAGCAAUAGGGGCUACAUUAAAUUAAAUUCAAGACAAUAUCCAUGCAUGAGCUAGACUUGUCCAAUCGUCAAGAAAACAUUGACAACCUUGUCAGAAAACAGUGGAGACGUGGUUUGAGGUUGUCAGUCUACCAACAGCAGGCACCCAAUAGAGGGAGACAGAGCUACAACGUCUGAUGUAAUAUGCCAUAAAAGCAUCCCAAAAAGAUUUAGAUUUAUGCUGAAACGGCUUAGUCAUGUGGACAUUUCAGCUACCUUUUGCCAACAUAAUGUGAUAUAUUUUGUUGCACAACAUUUCAUAGAUAAUUAUUCUGUCAAAUAUUAAUCUGAAAACAUUCAUAUUGUGUCCUUCUCAGGAGGACCCAGGCCGGGAGAAUAUAAUAUGUAGAGAAUAUAUCAAAAUAAUUCAUUGAUUCUGAUCAGCUGUCAUAAUGGACUGACUGUGCAUACUUUGUUAUAAGGAUAGUGUUACCAAUGGUGGUACACUUUCUUUCAAUAAGUGGUUGAUGGACUUUUGGACUACAGAGGUGUAAACGGUCACCUUUCAGCCAAAUUCACCAUUGUUAACUCAAAUAGAGUUCCCACUUGAUUUGUGUCGAUCUGCAAAGAAAUGUUGUUGCGGGGUGGAGUCUCAUCCAAGUUAUCAACGAGUACUAGCCAAUGAGAAGCCGAGCAGGGCGGGUCAUGACUCUCCCUCUGUCUGCUAUACUCUGUUAUAUACUGUAAGUAUAUAUAUAAGUGUCCGAGAGGCUAAACUUUCUCUCAAUGCCAAAGUCAACCGCUGCCUAGACAGAGCUCCACAAAUCCACACACACACCGCCCAGACAGAGCUCCACACACACCGCCCAGACAGACACAAUUAUAAUUUUAGAUGGUUAUUGUGGUUAUUGUGCAUUUCUUAUUUUUUAUUCAUUUGUCAUGUCACAAAUAAAAUACAUUAAUAAAUUCUAA
Gadus macrocephalus (Pacific cod) is the source of this 3032-nucleotide messenger RNA. RefSeq names its product rhomboid domain containing 1 (gene rhbdd1). NCBI's taxonomy places the organism in Eukaryota, Metazoa, Chordata, Actinopteri, Gadiformes, Gadidae. The coding region runs from base 258 to 1190 and encodes 310 amino acids. Gene Ontology annotation, molecular function: serine-type endopeptidase activity. The record is from RefSeq and is a predicted model, not a curated record. Gene Ontology annotation, cellular component: membrane. The transcript has 8 exons.